CAGAUGGAGGGAGGGAGGGAGAGAAGUUGGGUUUCAAACUGAGUGCGUACAGUAAAGAGAGAGAAGAGUCUCUUUGAUACAGUUCUCAGUCAUUUAGACUGGCAUCAUCAUCAUUUUUUCCUUCACCACCAUCAUCAUCAUCCAUGUCGGUUCUUCUUCUGCGAGUGAAAAUGUUGCAGCAGGUCUGGAGGUUGAAGAGCAUCGUCAUCCUCAUCUGCAGCCCAUUCAUCCUGUUGCCGCUCGCCGUCAGCACCACGGAGGCGGCCUGUGCUUAUGUCAUCGCCCUCAUGGCAGUGUACUGGUGUACUGAGGUGUUGCCGCUGGCAGUGACAGCGCUGCUGCCAACCAUCCUGUUUCCUGUCCUGGGCAUCAUGGAAUCCAAAGACGUGUGUAUGCAGUACCUGAAGGACACCAACAUGCUGUUUGUGGGGGGGCUGAUGGUGGCUGUGGCUGUGGAGCACUGGAACCUCCACAAACGGAUUGCACUCAGAGUUCUGCUGCUGGUGGGGGUCCGACCUGCCCUGCUGAUGCUUGGGUUCAUGGGAGUGACCGCCUUCCUGUCCAUGUGGAUCAGCAACACAGCCACCACUGCCAUGAUGGUUCCCAUUGUCCAGGCCAUCCUGGAUCAGCUCAACUGCAACGCAGACCCUGAACCCUCCCUGCAGAACCAGAGGCAGAGUGUCAUUGUGCACCGAGAACAUGAGGAGAAAACUAGCAGCAUCCCACAAACUGCUACUCCAAAGAUGUUGGAGAAAGGUCUGAACGGGCUCAUGUUACCACAAGGCAAUUCAGAGAAGAUCAGCAACCCCCCAGACAACAUGUACCCUGAGCACCAAGUACUGUCACAGGGUCAGGUGGACAAAGUCAAACCUACACCACAGGACAAACCCCCAUCAGACAGCACCAGCCACGGUCCUGUGGUGGUGUGUAUGGAGAACACCUCCUGUCAGAUAGAGAAGGAGCAGCUCAGUGAUGAAGAGGAGAAGAGGAGGAGGACGAUGAGUAAAGGCCUCCUGCUAUGUGUGUGCUAUGCUGCCAGCAUCGGAGGGAUCGCUACUCUGACAGGAACCGGACCGAACCUGAUUCUGGUCGGGCAGAUGAACCAACUUUUUCCUCAGAACGGUGACGUGAUCAACUUUGCGUCCUGGUUUGCGUUCGCCUUCCCCACCAUGAUACUGAUGCUGAUCCUAGCCUGGUUCUGGCUCCAGUUUCUCUAUAUUGGCUGCAACCUACGGAGGACGUGGGGUUGCAGGACAGUCCAGUCAGAGAAGGAGCAAAGGGCGUAUGAAGUGAUCAGGGAUGAACAUCGGCGUUUGGGCCCAAUGAGUUACGCAGAGGUCAGCGUUCUCGCACUUUUCAUCCUCAUGGUGGUGCUGUGGUUCACACGAGACCCGCGUUUCAUGGAUGGUUGGGCCACUCACGUUUUCAAUGCCAAGGCCGAGUUCGUCACUGAUGCCACCGUCUCUCUGUUUGUGGCUGUUUUGCUGUUUGUUCUUCCCUCUGAGCCACCACACUUCCUCUGCUUCUGGAGGAGCUCAAACACAGAGUCACUGGUGUCACGAGGCCCAGCUCCACCUCUGCUCAGCUGGCAGGUGACUCAGAAGAAGAUGCCCUGGAACAUUGUCCUCCUGCUAGGUGGAGGCUUUGCUCUGGCCAAAGGCAGUGAGGAGUCGGGUUUGUCCCGCUGGCUCGGCACUCAGAUGACGCCGCUCCACUCCAUCCCUCCCUGGGCCAUCGCCGUCAUCCUCUGCCUCCUGAUUGCCACCUUCACUGAGUGUGCAAGCAACGUUGCCACGGCAACACUCUUCCUCCCAAUCCUGGCCUCCAUGUCACAGUCCAUAAGCCUGAACCCUCUGUACGUGAUGAUCCCCUGCACCCUCAGCGCCUCAUUCGCCUUCAUGCUGCCAGUGGCCACACCCCCCAACGCCAUCGUCUUCUCCUACGGUUUCCUCAAAGUGUCUGACAUGGCAAAGUCAGGUGUGGUGAUGAACAUCAUUGGCAUUGGUUGCAUCAGUCUGGCCAUCAACAGUUGGGGUCGCGUCAUGUUUGGCCUGGACUCCUUCCCAUCAUGGGCCAACACCACUGCACCUGUGUAGGAGCAGCAGCCUUCAUAACUCAACUAUGAGGGUUUGGAUUAAAUUUCCCAGCAGGAAAUUUGUUUGUUAUGUCCACACUGCAGUUCGGGCUGCUAGUUCUGAGCCACCAGAAACUUCGUCUUGAAGUUGGGACCUUCUCACCAGUUUGAUUUUUGUUUGUUUUUUGUUUGUUUGUUUGUUUGGUUUGUCAGGCAUUAAUAGUUUAAAAUAAAUAAUUAGUGUUAAAACUCCAAAGCUGCAGUUUAAUGCAUACCAACAGUACAUGGUGGUAGCGUUCAGAUAAUACUGAUGCCAUAAUGUCAUAAGUGCCAAGUCUCAAUAAAACAGAUAAUGUCUUUCCUAAAAUGUCUUCCUCAGUAAAAUCAGCUUCAAGUCCACAUCUUCAUCUGUCCAACAACAACAGAGCCAUGUCAAACUCGUCACUGCACUGAUUAAUUUUGCUGAUUUUCAGUCAGUGUUAAGUUGGUGUCAGUAAGACUCAAUACGUCCUGCAGGGGUUUUAAAUUAAAGUUAACAUUAGGGAUUACACCUUUCCACUGGGAGGCUUGUAAUUCAAAACCUGUCUACAGCAGAUUUAGAUGGCAGUGAUGUAAAACUAUCCAUUUUGCAUUUUCUGUUUAAUUCCUCCAGUUUUAAAGUUAAUUUAUUUAAUUUAAAAACCAUUUAUUUAUAUAUCUGACCUUUUGCAGAUA
Messenger RNA from Scatophagus argus, 2788 nucleotides. RefSeq names its product solute carrier family 13 member 5a (gene slc13a5a). Gene Ontology annotation, biological process: citrate transport; monoatomic anion transmembrane transport. NCBI's taxonomy places the organism in Eukaryota, Metazoa, Chordata, Actinopteri, Scatophagidae. The record is from RefSeq and is a predicted model, not a curated record. Gene Ontology annotation, molecular function: citrate transmembrane transporter activity; succinate transmembrane transporter activity; sodium:dicarboxylate symporter activity. Gene Ontology annotation, cellular component: membrane. The transcript has 13 exons. Bases 144 to 2096 code for a protein of 650 amino acids.